AUGACCCCUUCGAGGCCACUGCCAGGGAGGACCCCAGCGCUCCCCCAGCCCCCGUACCCCAGGCCUCUCCCCGCCAGGAUGCUGCACCAAGCCCACCCCCCACUACACUCUCCCAGGACUCCUCCCCCACCCCUCACCAGGCCUCCCCUCCCCAGUCUGGCAUGCAGGACUCCCCAGGACAUCCAGGCCCUGAGGAGGAGCCCCCUCAGCCCCAGCAGCAGCAGUCUCCUCCCCAGGCAGCCCCGCAGGACUCCCCGCCUCACCCCGCCCCACAGUGCUCCCCGCCCAGGCCAGCCCCGGUGGAGUCUCCCCCCCAGCCACAACCCCAGGACUCUCCCCCCCCGGCCAACCCUGCAGGAUUCACCCCCACAAGCCCCUCAGGAGUCCCCAGCGCGGGUGAGCCCCCAGGCAUCCCCCCCACAGCCCUCUCCGCCCCAGUCCCCGGUGCGGGCAGCCUUCCCCAACCAGUCACCCCCGGCAGGAGAGCCCCUGGAUGCACCCCAGGAUGCCAUUCCCCAGGGGGCACCCCAGCAUGAGUCUGGGGCGGCCUCCCCCAUGGAGACGGAGGAGAGGUACGCUGAGGACGGCUCCGGGGCGGACAUGAGCCCCAUGAGUGACGGGGCGGGGCAGGGCGGGGCCUACGCAGAUGGCGACGGCCGCCCCAACGAGGGCACAGAAGACAGCGGGGCGGAGGAGGACGGCUCCCCCGCCCCGGAGCCCCAGGAGGACGAGGAUGCCGGGGGCAGCGGCCCCAUGAACGAGGACUAG
Molecule: messenger RNA, 768 nt
Organism: Scylla paramamosain (green mud crab)
Lineage: Eukaryota; Metazoa; Arthropoda; Malacostraca; Decapoda; Portunidae
Exons: 1
Coding region: 1-768 (255 amino acids)
Source: RefSeq, a predicted model, not a curated record